Arabis nemorensis is the source of this 1815-nucleotide messenger RNA. NCBI's taxonomy places the organism in Eukaryota, Viridiplantae, Streptophyta, Magnoliopsida, Brassicales, Brassicaceae. The record is from the annotation of a GenBank genome assembly.
AUGUUCCUCAAAUCCUUACCCGUAAGGAGAAAAAUCUCGAAUUUCUUAGAUAUUUUCCCGAGAAAAUGCACGGGUUUAAGAAAUCUCUCUUCUUCUCCAGCUACAAUCGCCGGAAUCCCACCCAGAGACGACGUAGCGUUCAUCGCUCAUCUCAUAGAGAAGCAGCACUGGUCAAAGCUCGGAUUUCAUGUGAAAUACAUAAACCCUAACGAGCUAUUUCAACAGUUGAUAUGUUCUGAGCUUGACCCAGAUUUGUGUCUCAGGUACUUAGUGAAGAACAGUAACAUUUCGCUAGAGCUCACAUUUAAGUUCUUGCAUUCUCUUGCCAAUGCCAAAAGGUACUCUAAGAUCCGAUCUUUCCUUGAUGGGUUUGUGAAGAAAGGAUCGUCGGAUCAUCCAGUUCACUCGAUUUUCCAUGCCAUUUCAAUGUGUGACAAUGUUUGCGUCAAUUCGAUUAUAGCUGAUAUGUUGGUGUUGGCUUAUGCGAACAACUCGAGAUUCGAUUUAGGAUUAGAGGCGUUUAAGCGUGCAGGUUAUUAUGGGUAUAAGUUGUCUGCUUUGUCUUGUAAGCCUUUGAUGAUUGCGUUGCUGAAGGAGAAUCGGUUUGCGGAUGUUGAAUAUGUUUACAAAGAGAUGAUUAGGAGAAAGAUUCAACCAAAUGUGUUCACUUUCAAUGUCGCGAUCAACGCGUUGUGCAAAACGGGGAAAAUGAACAAAGCUAGGGAUGUUAUGGAGGAUAUGAAAGUAUAUGGAACUGCUCCAAAUGUAGUCAGUUAUAACACUCUCAUUGAUGGGUACUGCAAGCUUGGGGUAAUCGGGAAAAUGUACAAAGCAGACGCGGUUUUGAAGGAAAUGGUGGAGAAUAAGGUGUCCCCUGACUUGACUACAUUCAAUAUAUUGAUUGAUGGAUUCUGGAAAGAUGGGAAUUAUUCAGGGAGUAAGAAGGUAUUUAAAGAGAUGCUAGAUCAAGACGUGAAACCGAAUGUUAUCACUUAUAAUUCACUGAUUAAUGGUUUGUGUAGUGGAGGAAAAAUAAGCGAGGCUAGUGGUCUGCACGAUAAGAUGGUCAGCACAGGCGUGCAGCCUAACUUGAUUACCUACAACUCUCUUAUCAACGGGUUUUGCAAGAACAAUAUGCAAAAAGAAGCUCUUAAUAUGUUUGACUCAGCGAAAGGCCGUGGAAUUGUUCUUACUGCGAAAACGUAUAACAUCCUGAUUGAUGCGUAUUGUAAGUCAGGAAAAAUCGAGGAUGGGUUUGCACUAAAAGAAGCAAUGGAACGGGAAGGGAUUAUACCAAACGUUGAAACUUAUAAUUGCUUGAUUGGUGGGUUGUGUAGAAACGAUAAAAUAGGAGCAGCUAAGAAGCUUUUUGAUCAAGUGACUAGUAAAGGAGUUCCUGAUCUUGUGACAUAUCACAUACUCAUGGAUGGUUAUUGCAGUAAAGGAGAAUCAAGAAAAGCAGCGAUGCUUUUGAAACAACUAUCGAAGACAGGUCUGAAGCCGAGACAUCUGACAUAUAACAUUCUGAUGAAAGGCUACUGUGAGGAAGGAAAUCUGAAGGCAGCAACAAACGUGAGGACACAGAUGGAGAAAGAAAGGCGGUUGCGUAUGAAUGUAGCAUCAUAUAAUGUGCUUCUGCAAGGAUGUUCACAAAAGGGAAAGUUGGAGGAUGCAAACAGGCUUUUGAAUGAGAUGUUGGAGAAAGGUUUAGUCCCGAACCGUAUGACGUAUGAAAUAGUUAAAGAAGAAAUGGUAGAUAAAGGUUUUGUUCCAGACGUUGAAGGUCAUCUAUUUAAUGUCUCCACUAAAUCCUAA